Zasmidium cellare ATCC 36951 is the source of this 309-nucleotide messenger RNA. RefSeq lists its product as uncharacterized. Gene Ontology annotation, cellular component: mitochondrial intermembrane space. NCBI's taxonomy places the organism in Eukaryota, Fungi, Ascomycota, Dothideomycetes, Mycosphaerellales, Mycosphaerellaceae. The transcript has 3 exons. The coding region runs from base 1 to 309 and encodes 102 amino acids. The record is from RefSeq and is a predicted model, not a curated record. Gene Ontology annotation, biological process: mitochondrial respiratory chain complex IV assembly.
AUGUCUACCUUCGGCUCCCCCGGCGGCAGCACCAAGUUCUCCAAACCCAUCCCGCCUGAACGCGGCUCUUUCCCCCUCGACCAUGGAGCGGAAUGCCAGCCUAUUAUGCAGCAGUACCUCAAGUGUUUGAAGAGUCAUCGCGGGGUCAAUGAUGAUGAGUGCAGGGCGUUGAGUAAGAGUUAUCUGACGUGUCGGAUGGAGAGGAAUCUGAUGGCGCCGGACUCGAUGCGGAAUUUGGGGUUUCAAGAGAAGGAGAAGGAGCAGGCCGAUCAAGAGGCGGGGAGCAAAAGGACCAGCGCAUCUGAAUGA